CGCGGUCCCCGAAGGGCGGGCGCGGAAGUCCCGGAGCCUCGCCGCCGCCAUGUCGUCCAGGGACGCAGGCACAGGCGGCCGGGAGGGGGCUCCGCGCGCGGCCGCCGCGCUCUGCGGCCUGUACCACGAGGCGACCCAGCAGCUCCGGCGUCUGCAGGAUCAGCUGACCGCCCGCGACGCCCUCAUCGCGCGCCUGCGCGCCCGCCUGGCCGCGCUCGAGGGCCACGCGGCGCCUUCGCUCGUGGACGCGCUGCUGGAGCAGGUGGCGCGCCUCGGGGAGCAGCUGCGGUGGCGCGAGGACGGCGGCCAGGAGGCGCAGCUGCGCCAGCAGGAAGUGAAGAGACUCACCCAGCGCCUGGAGGAGAGAGAGCAGGAGCUGCAGCUGGCUGAGAGCCAGCCGUGGCCUGAACGGGACAAGGAGGUAGCCCUGCUGCAGAGGAGCGUGGCUGAGAAGGAGCGGGCUCGGGCUGCCAGCGAUGUGCUGUGCCGCUCCCUGGCCAGUGAGACCCAGCAGCUGCGCAGGACGCUGGCCGCCACCGCGCACAUGUGCCAGCACCUGGCCAAGCGUCUGGAGGAGCAGCCCUGUGCUCAGGGAGCAGUGAGGAACAAAGGCCUGGAUGAGACAGAGCGGAUAGGUGAGGACACUGCUGUCCAGGUUGUCAUCAAGAAGCUACAGGAAGAAAACCAAUUGCUGAAGCAGAAAGUGACCCAUGUGAGUGUCCUUGGUGCUUCUCUGAGAAGAGCACCCAGCCUGGUGGAGGACCUCAAUGCCAAGUGGCAGCGAUAUGAUGCCAGCCGGGAUGAGUACGUGCGGGGGCUCCAGGUGCGGCUGCGUGGACUGCAGGAGCCCCAGGAGCCCGAGCUAAUGAGAAAGGAGAUAGCCCGGCUCAACCACCAGCUGGAGGCCAAGAUGAGGGAGUGCAUGGAGGCUGAGCGGGAGCUGGCAGCCGCAAAGAUGGCUCGGGACGCCGCCCUGGAACGAGUGCAGAUGUUGGAGCAGCAGAUCCUCGCUUACAAGGAUGACUUCACAUCAGAAAGGGCAGAUCGGGAGCGGGCUCAGAGCAGGAUUCAGGAGCUGGAGGAGAGGGUGGCCUUGCUCCUGCAGGCGGCCCGGGCACAGGAUCCCCAAGCAUUGGGUACCCGCCAGAUUCAUGCUGGGAGCAAGACGACCCCAUACUUAGAGACAGAUGCUCUAGAGAUCCCAGCCCCAGGGCCUGGUCCUCCACAGCUGGAAGCCCCGGAGGAGGGAAGGCACCCCAGCACAGCCCCAAGAGGACAGGGCGACCUGCAGUGCCCUUACUGCCUGCGCUGCUUCAACGAUGAGCAAGGCGAGGAGCUGCUUGGGCAUGUGGCCGAGUGCUGCCAGUAAGCGGGCUGCCGGACCCACCCGCCAGGGCCUGGAGACAGUGGGGCGCUGUUGGGUGCCUCAGAUGGAGAGGAGCCCGUAGCUGCCUCUGUCCCGUGGGCCAGGGAUAGACAUGUCUGGAGAAGUGGAGCUCCAGGGGUGGCGGGCAGUGUGGCGGGCCCUAUCCAGGGGCAUGAAAGUCUCCACACUGCCAGGCAGGAGCUGCACACUGUCCCGCAUGGGGGGAUUCGGAGGCCACCGUGGCAGGAGGAAGCAGCGCCUGGAGCCGCUCUACAGAGCAACCUGUGGCCCGCCUCCCCCUCCCCUUUUUUUUUUUUUUUUGAAUUUUUUGUCUAAAUUUCCAGCCGCUCCCUUACUGUUUUGACACAUGUCCUCACUGCUGUGAUUGCUCUGGGCCUGACUUAGGUGGCGCCGAGGGGUGGUGGGCAGCAGGGCUGAUGCUACCCGCCCACCCGGCUUCUCCUGCAGCCCCCCAGGCGGGCUGCGCCCCUCCCGCUGGGCCUCGGAGCUCUGGGCAUGCAGCUACCCCAGGUGAGACCUCACGUGCAGACAGCAGCAUGGCCUUGGGCCCAGAGCCAUGAUACCCACGCUGGGCUCUCAGGAUUUGGGUUGAGCUGCUAGACCCCGAGGUGACCCCGAGCUCUGCCUUCGGCCCCUCAGUCCUGCAGCAGCGAGGCCCUUGGGGCAGGGCACCUCUGGUCCUCUAGUCCCUGCAGCCUCAAGACUUCGCAGAGUGGACUCUGAGACAAUGUAUUUCUGGAAAUAAAGGGACCUGAAAAUGAAGAUAGAAUAAAGGUAUUUUUUAGACAAAGAAGCUAAGAAAAUUUAUAUCCUGCAGGCUUCCUACAAGAAAUAUCUAUACUACAGAAAUUGUUGGUGCUGAGCCAGGGACAGUGGCAGCCUGUAAUCUACGUGGGAGACAGGAUUGCAAGUUCAAGGCCAGCCUGGGCUAUUUAGGGAGACAGUGUUUCAAAAUAAAGAGGGCUGGGGAUGUAGCCUGGUGGUGGGGCAUUUGCCAUCCUGUGAGAGGCCCCUGGUCAAGCCUUCAGUAUUGCAAAAAAGGAAAAAAAAAACUAUUCAGGCUAAAGGAAAAUGACCCAGGUAUAAGGGCAGAAACCUAGAAAAGAAGAGCAAGAGUAUGAGCAGAGAUUAAUGAAUAUUGCUUUAAAACGCAUGUAAACAUGACUACAGGAGCUUAUGGGUGUGUGUAGAUGGGAUGUAUCUAGCGGAAUUGCAGUACUGUUAGAUUUCUGGGUUGAUUUAAGGUGGACUGUAAUUGAGGAAGCAUAUUGUAAUCUCUAGGGUAACCAUUAAAACAAUAGUAAAAUAUUUAAUAAAUAGCGAAUAGGAGCUGAGUACACACCUGUAAUUCCAGCACUUGGGAGAUGGAGGCAGGAAGACUGGUGUGAGUGUUCAACCAGCUUGGGCUACAGAGUUCAGGAUCAGCCUAAUCUACAGUGAGACCUUGUCUCAAAAAAAAAAAAAAAAAAAAAAAAAAAAGAAACAAAACAAACACUAACAGAACAGAAAAAUAAAGUAGCUUUUGACUAGGACAUGUGAGGAAAAAUUUUUUAAAAGAGACAAAUAGAAGACAGAUGGUAAGCCAGCUGCAGUGGUAUAUGCCUGUAGUUCCACCUCAGGAGGCUGAGGCAGGAAAAUCACCUGAGCCCAGGAGUUUGAAGUCAGCCUGGGCAUCAGAGUACAACCCUACCUCAGAAAACAGAUGAAAAGCCAACUAUGUUUGUAAUUACGUUAAAUUUAAAAGGGCUGCUUUGAUUGAAAGAAAGAUUGUCACCAGAUAUAGUGGCCCAUGCCUGUAAUCCCAGCACUUGAGAGACUGAGGCAGGAACAUCACUGCAAGUUUGAGGCUAGUCUGGGCUACAAAGUGAGUUCAAGGCCAGCCUGGACUACAUAGCAAGACCCUGUCUCAAACAACAGAACAAAAGAAUAAAAAGACUGUUAUCAUACAGAAUGGAAACUUUUAAAAGCCCUAUUUCCUCGUUAGAAAAGGCAUGCUUCAUUUUUAUUUCUGCACAUUCUAGGCAAGUAAGUGCUGUGCUAAGAGCUAUAACAUGACCCUAGAAAACCUGAACUUUAAGAAAAGAACAUGAGGCAGAGUUUAGCUCAGCGUGCAGCGCCUGCCUGGAAAGCACAAGGUCGUGAGUUCGAUUCCCAGUACAAAAAAAAACAAGAAAGAACAUGAGUGGGGGUGUGACUCAGCAGCAGAGCUUCUUCCUGGCUGGCACAAGGCCUGGGAUUCCAUCCCUGUGUGUGUGUGUGUGUGUGUGUGUGUGUGUGUGUGUGUGUGUGCAUAUAUUACAGAUCUACACGCGUGCCUACGUAAGAGCACAAUAUGGGAGGACAGAAAAGACACCAGGCCAAUAUUACCAAGAAAGUGAGUGGCAAUAUGAUUAUCAGAGUGGAGUUUAUGUAAUUAAGUUUGUACAGAGCUUAAAAAUAAUGCUUAAAAAUCCAUAAAGCAAAAGCAAACCUACACCAGCCACAGUCAUUCACUGGCGAUUUCAAUGCAUAGUUUGGUGUAGGAGCAGCAGAGAGUAAAUGACAGAAGAUUUAAACAAAAUAGACCACCUGGCCUAAUUUAUACACACAGAACAUUACGGCCAACAAAAGCUGGCUGUGUAUUCUUUUUCGGUGUAUGUGGAACACUUACUAAAAGAGACUGCUGUGGUUUGCAUCUAGAUGUCCCCUUAAGGCCUUGGGCCCUUGUAGGCAGGCUUUUAGGAAGUGACUGGCUCCAAUCCUCUGGUUCCGCAGAAUCUAGGUGUGGCUGGCAGGUUUACUGAGGAGGGAAGAUCCCCCCUGGUGUGGACAGCACCAACCAAUAGGCUUACAGCCUGGGGGGAAUGACAAGGCAAAGGAAGAGGAAGUCUUGCAGACUCCGCCCUGCCUUCCAGAAGCUCUUGCUCCUCUGCCAGAUUGCCCUAUUCUGAAGCAGCAACUACAGGAGACUUAACCCUUAUAGACUGGGCCAAAAGAAACUUCUUAAGUUGUGGAUGUCAGGCACUGUGUCCCAGCAAGGAGAACUGCACUGGAUGUAGCUCAAUGGGAAGGCCCUGCGUUUCUCCUCAGUGACACAAAUAAAAGACAUCAGCAAAUCAGAAGGACAUUGCCCUGAUGUGUUUUUUUUUUUUUUUUUUUUUUUUUUUUUGUCUUUUUUAUCGAUACCGGGGAUCAAACUCACAACUGCCUGCUUGCAAGGCAGGUGCUUAUGCUGCUGAGCUAAAUCCCUAAGACACUAACACCUGAGAAAGACACAAAACAUAAAAUGAGCCCCAGGGGAAAAUGUACUGCUGAGAUAGGCAGAGGCAGGAGGGCACCAUCCAUCAGGCAAGGAGCAGGAGCAGGGAGGGCUAAAUGGGGGCUCGGUGGCCGCCUGGCUCAUGUCCUCCACAGCUGGGCAGAUGAACAGUGUGCCAAGGAAGCCCCAGUACACAAGUGCAUGACCUUGUCUUCAAGGCUUGUCAAACCUAAAUGCUUAGAAAAAGUUUAUUGAAGUAUGUAAACGUCUACAAAUAGCUGAGGAGCAGGGCGCAGGGAAUAAGGCAGAUGUGCGGUGGACGCUCUGGCUUGCUGCUGGUGAGGACCAUGUCACCGUGCAGUGUCCCCCAGUGUCUAAGGAAGUGUACCUGCCCGCCCACCCACAACACUUCAGAGUGGCUGCCUGCGGACACAGGUCACAGGAUGUGCCAGUCGUCACCCGCUGGCAUGUAGCUCAGUGGCUUCAGGGGCCCUGUAGUCAUCACUGUGUCCAUGCUAAGUCACUUUCUUGUCUCUGGAAGCUCAGUAACUACACUGCUUCCUACAGCCUCUUCCCUGCUUCCAGGACCCUUGAUUUUCUGUCUCUAGAAAUUCCCGUUCUGGAUAGUUUCUAUGCUGCUGCUCCUCCUCCUCUUCUUGAACCCAGGUCCUUUGCACUGCAGUACAUUCCCAGCUCUACUUGUUUAUCCUUUUGGUUUUUGUGACAGAUUCUAAAUUGCCCAGGUUUGGUAUCCUCCUGCUAAGCCUCCUGAGUAGCUGGGACUACAGACGUAUGCCACCACAUCCAGUUUACUUUUUUUAGUACCAUGAAUGGAACUGAGGAUCUUGUGCUUGUCAGGCAGGUGCUGUCACUGAACUAUAUCCCCAGCCCUUAUAUUAAUUUUUCCCCUACUUUUUGUUUUGGUGCCAGGGAUCAAACUCACGACCUCAAGUUUGCCAAGCAAGGCACUUACGCCACUGAGCUAAACCCCCUGGCCCAAUUAAUUUUAAAAAUUCUUUUCUCUGUUCUUUAGUGUACAAUCAUGUAUCAAACUAGUGUCAAAUUCUUUUAUUUCUGUUGGUACCGGGGAUCGAACUCUUGACCUUGUACUCGCCAAGGCAGGUACUUAUGCCACUGAGGUAAAUCCCCAGCCUCAUUUUUUAAAAAAUAAAACUCAGGUCCCUUUUCAACUGAGCUAUAUACCCAGCCUUGCUGAUGCAGGAUUGCCAUCAACCCUUGUUAGCAUCUUUAAAUCUCUAAUCACUAUUUCUCCUUCUUCUGUGAUUUCUCCUCACUGAGAAUGAAAUCUGGGGCCUUGUGCUUGCUAGGCAAGUGCUCUACCACUGGGCUACAUCUCUAACCAGGUUUUAAAAAAGUUUUAAGACAGGGUCUUGCUAGUUGCCCAGUGGUUCAUGUUCUUCAUGCCCAGUGGGUCAUGCCCAGGCUGGCCUUGAAUUCAUGAUCCUCCUGCCUCAGCCUCCUGAGUAGCUGGUAUUACAAUCACAUGUCACUGCAACUGGCUAUUCAAAAUUAUUUUUCCAGUAAAUCUGACAUCUACUUUCUUUCACAGGCAGUGUCUAAUUUUUAAUUUUUCCCUCUCAAGUAUAUACCAUCCUGUUUGCACUUUGGUUGGAAACUUGAAAGUUUUACAUACUAUGGCAGGCUCCCAUUCUCAUUUUGCUAUCUGCAGUGUCAGUUACUUGUGGCCAACUGUGGUCUAAAAGUAUCAGAUGGAAACUUCCAGAAGUAAUCCUAAGUUUCAGCUCACACAGCAUGCGGAGUAGGGCAGAGGAGUCCUGGCCUACCCCGCUCCACAUGUCUGCUUUCCUGCAGCUGCCAGCCCAUCACCAGGUCACUGUCAGGACACCAGCACUGUGUUCUCAGCACUGUGUAACCUGAUCACAGCCUAAGCACAGGCACAAGGAGGCAGCUGAGUUGGGCACAACUAGGAACAGCUGUAAAAUGCUUUCUUCACAUGGAAGGGGGAGUUCCCAGCAAGGAAGGGGAGUGCUAAGGGUCCAUGUCUGUCACAAGGACCGAUCCCUCAGUGACACCAUGAAGCAGAGAGAAGUCUCAACUGCGUGGGGAACAUUCAGAACAGAAAUGAGCAGUAUCACUGCUGCCUGCAGGGUCCAGGGUCUGCCGGGGGCCCUGGACUGCACUUCCUGCAGAAAAAGGGAGAAAACUGGGAUAAUGCUUGGUACUUAAGUCCAGCCCCAUAUUAGCUUUGUACCCCUGAGCUGCAGUACCUGAUACCCAGGGCUCAGAGGAUGGGAGGUGGAUUUUGGCUCACAGUUUCAUGGGGUUCAAAUGGUGGCCAGUUCCAAGCAGGAACGUUGUAGAGGAAGGGAACAGGAGCAAAGGUGCUUAGUUCACAGCAGCUGGCAUAGAUGACAGGGGAAGAGCCAAAAGAAGGGGGCAAGAGACCAGGUCCAGUCCUCAUGACCCCCAGAUACACAUAGAAGUGUGCACUGCCAUCACAGAGAAGGCUCCUGGGCUAAUCAAGUUGACAAUCCAGAUGGACUGGCAGUCAUCUUGUUUUCUGCUUGUGUUUAGAGACUGCCUUACUUCACGGAGGUCUCCCCCAGCGUCCAGCCCCUUACUCUCCACAGGGAGUGGCAGCCCUGGAUGUGACCCCAGCCAGCCAACUGUAGUGACCUUGGCAGAGCGCUCCUCCUCUCAGUCACAUCCAGGUGUCCCAGUACUGACUCCUGGCUCUUUGCCCUGCUGUUUUUUUUUUUUUUUUUUUUUUUGCCUUUUUCCUUUUUUAUCGGUACCAGGGAUUGAACUCACAACUGCCUGCUUACAAGGCAGGCGCUUAUGCCGCUGAGCUAAAUCCCCAGCCCCUGCCCUUCUGUUCUAUGCUGAUCAACUGUAGAAGUUUCUGAGGUCACAGUGCCUUGAGGCCCCAGCCAGUGCAUCUGGGCUCCUCCAGCUGUUUGGAGAGCCAUGGGCUGGAGCUUAGCUCCAAGGUGUGGGAAGAUGAGCUCUCUCUGCUCCAUGGCCAGGACUCUGCAGCAGAGGUGACACAUAAGCAGGCUUCUAGCUGUGUGACAUAGCUAGUAGCUGAGGGCCCAGGGCACACAACUGGUCUUGUUAGCUGCCCCUGCUACCUGGGCCCAGGCUAUUCCAGAGCAGCCAGGACACCUCGGAGACAGCUCUGUAUGUGCCUGGCGGGGCAGGAAGGUGUCUCCAGCCCGCUAUUAAACAAUGCUUCCUCUCAUCACCGGUUUUAGCAGGUUGGCCAUGAUGUGCCUCUGUGGUUUUUUUCAUGUUGGGUCUGCAGCCCCAUCACGUUCUCAGCCUGGGAUUUUGGACACAGCUCACUGGUGUGGCUCUUGCCUAGCCAGUGUGGAGGUGCCCUGGGUUUGGUCUCUGUCACUGAAAUCAAACCAAACCAAUCAACCCUAAUAAUCUGGCUAUCAUUUCUUGAACUUUCUGUUCCCCACCUUUUAGGGGACUCCAAUUUCACAAAUACUGGACUUUAGGUUUUUUUUUUUUUUUUUUUUGAGACAGGAUCUUGCUAUAUAAUUCAGGCUGACCUCAAACUCAUCAUAUAGCGUAGGUUGGCCUCGAACUCGUAGCAAUUCUCAUCUCAGCCUCCCUUGUGCUGGGAUUACACCUGUGUGCCACCAUACCCAGCUAGCUAUCCAUCUUUAAAUAUUAAUAAACAUGCCAUUGAACUCA
Molecule: messenger RNA, 8312 nt
Organism: Cavia porcellus (domestic guinea pig)
Lineage: Eukaryota; Metazoa; Chordata; Mammalia; Rodentia; Caviidae
Gene: Tnip2
Product: TNFAIP3 interacting protein 2
Exons: 6
Coding region: 50-1369 (439 amino acids)
Biological process (GO): regulation of transcription by RNA polymerase II; toll-like receptor 3 signaling pathway; toll-like receptor 2 signaling pathway
Molecular function (GO): K63-linked polyubiquitin modification-dependent protein binding
Source: RefSeq, a predicted model, not a curated record